ACUUGCCCUCAGACGGGAGUAGUGUUUGUCAGUUCGGCCGGGUUACUAGCAAAGCUUGUACUGGGGUGUAGGGACAUUGGCAGGAAUGUGACGAGGACAGUAGUCAUGAGGAGGCGCCGGGUUACUGUGUGGCUGCUGCUAUUGGCGGCAGUCCACGGGGCUCGCACUGCAGACCCUCAAUUGUCCGACACGACGGCCACCAACACUGACCUCCCGGAAACUACCACAGAGUCAAUGGAAGGGCGAGGAAACAAGAAGUUUGGCGACCGAUGUGACGACACUAAGGAGUGUGGGUUCAGAGGAUCCGUGUGCGACACGACCCUCAAGUCGUGUCAGUGCCUGCCUCAUCUCACCGCCACCAAUCACAUCGACAAGUGCGGCAUAGCGGUCAACAUCAACGAAUCGUGUUUCUUCAAUGAACAGUGUGAAGUGAAGGUGAUUCAAACAGAAUGCAAGGAUGGUCGGUGUGCGUGUCGCUUCGAGAUGACAGCCGUUCUCAAACAUGAUAAGUACGAGUGUGUAGCGGACUACAAGCCUCCAGAGCCUGAGAAAUACGUGGACCCGAUCAUGAUCGCCAUCUUGGUCGCCAUGUGUCUCAUGUUCAUCAUCAUCUGCGUGGUUCUACGCCUCUUCAGCAAGUAA
This is a messenger RNA of Macrosteles quadrilineatus (aster leafhopper), 642 nucleotides long. RefSeq lists its product as uncharacterized. NCBI's taxonomy places the organism in Eukaryota, Metazoa, Arthropoda, Insecta, Hemiptera, Cicadellidae. The record is from RefSeq and is a predicted model, not a curated record. The transcript is spliced from 5 exons. Bases 106 to 642 code for a protein of 178 amino acids.